Messenger RNA from Aethina tumida (small hive beetle), 2158 nucleotides. It is a transcript of the gene Rsph3, whose product is annotated as radial spoke head protein 3 homolog. Gene Ontology annotation, cellular component: cilium. NCBI's taxonomy places the organism in Eukaryota, Metazoa, Arthropoda, Insecta, Coleoptera, Nitidulidae. The transcript is spliced from 9 exons. The coding region runs from base 204 to 2024 and encodes 606 amino acids. The record is from RefSeq and is a predicted model, not a curated record.
CAAAAACAGUUUGAACAAUACACGUUUUCACUGGAAACGUUUUAAUCACAUCCGUAGUACAGUAAAUCUAUGUUUAUUAGUCAAAUAUGUAACGUUUAAUUGAGGAACUCUCUAGUAAAAUUAUUAGCGAUGAAGCUAAUACACCAACCGACCAGUUACGUUAAAUUUAAAAAUAAAAAUUAAUAACAAAACGAUAUCAUAUAAUGUUGGACAUAAUGGCUCCGAUUUUAAACGAUUCGGUAUCUUCAGAAGAAGUAGAGGAUGACGUUGCGUUUAAAGUACUAAACCAAGACAAUUUACCCAUUACCAUAAGAGGAGAAGCGAUCUUAAAGCCCUUCGGAACUGAAAAUCAAAAACAAAAACCAAAUGCCUUAGUGCAUCCAACAAGACGAGUCGUCACCAACCUGGUAGAAAACAAACAAAAACCAUUCGCAAAAUCAAACGGUUACAUUGAUCACGACGUUUCUGACAUCAAACGGAACAACUUCAGUAACUCACACGGCAACCUCAAUCACACCAACAGCGCCACCAAAGCAAAAUCCGAAGACGUCAAAACUACUCUAGACACGAAAUUUACAAGAACACUUGAUGCCAAACUCAGAAAACUGCAGAAGGAAGAACGGAGCGCUAAGAAGACACCGGUGGCUGACGCCAACAAAAAACCGUUCGUUACAACGGUCAAGAAGGGUCAGUUUCUGGAGCCGCCUCCUGAAAUCGCAAGCCUAAUCGGUUUGAGGAUUGAGGAGCCGGUAGUCAAAAAAGAGGACACUCGAAAGUUAUACGCAUAUUUUAGUCAGCCGCGGGUUUUGAACCGCAACCCCCAAAGGUAUGUGCAUCAGUCGCGCUGUGAAGCCGCGGCGAAGGCCGCUGGCAAAGUUACGGGAGCUGUGAUAGGAGUACAGAAGGACGAUGAUGAACAGGAGAAAACUAUAUUUAAUAAGAAUUACAAAGAUGUUCCUCUUCCUUAUGCAAAUCUUAUGUUUGAGAAGCGGGUAUUUAGGGGCAGUAAUUUUGCACCUCAGAGCUGUGACUAUCAGCCAAAAUGGAAUCCACAUUUUGCAUACGCUAAACUUCUUUCUCGAGAUGUGGAUGAAGGGGAAUCGGCGGCGGCCAGAGCUGCCGAAGCUCGACGCCGAGCCAUGGCCAGACGAAAAGCUAAGAACCAGCAAGUUCGAGCCACCAUGUUGCGUUUGGGUUCACCACCACCCAUUCAUGGCAGAAAACACGAAGCGGUCCAAACGGAGUUAUAUCUGGAAGAAUUGUUCGUCCAUCCGCCGGUUCUAGAUAUGUGCACGCAAACCGAUCUGUUCCUUGACAGACCCGUUUCACCAUUCUAUGUGCCAAGAAAGUCUGGCCAAGAUGCGGAGACUCAGAUAUAUCCUGGAGAUCUAUUCGACUUUGACAUGGAAGUCCAGCCAAUCCUUGAAGUUCUUGUAGGAAAGACAAUUGAACAAUCAUUGAUUGAAGUUUUGGAAGAAGAGGAAUUAGCAGCUCUAAGAGAGCAACAAAGAAAAUUCCUUGAAAUUCGUGCUGCUGAAAAUGCAGAAGCUCAAAGAAUCGAAGAAAGAGAAAAACGAAUGAUCAGAGAAAAAGAGAGGAGACUUCGAGAUUAUGACGAAGGAAUCAAGAUUCAGAAAGAAAUGGAAGAAAGGAUAGCCGCGUCUGUAUUGAUGCAAGGAUACUUGAACAAUUUGUUACCGUCUGUCUUGGAAGGAUUAGAGUCCGAAGGAUUCCUGACAGAUUCUAUACGAAAGGACGUGGAUGAAGGUUUCAUGCCUUGGCUAAUGAAGGAAGUAACUGAUGAACUACAAGAAGUAGUCAGUAGCAGAGAUUUACUAACAGAUAUUGUUAGAGAAAUACUAGAAAACAGAGCCGAAAUAUAUAAAGCUCUAAACGCUGAAGUAAUUCCACAAACAGAAGAGGAAGAAGGACCAACUCAUGAUGAUCUUGCUCUUUUGGAGCAUAUAAAACUAAAGGAUGAGAUUCAGGCAACUGAAACUAGCGCUCAACCUGAAAUUCAAUAAUAGAAUUCAUAUCAUCUUUAGUUACAUUAGAAGAAAUAUUUUUCAAAAAUAGCUGCACUUAUACAUUUGGUUAUUUUCUAUUUAUUGUUUAAAAUAUCAGAGACUAUUUGUUAAAUAAAAAAAUUCCAAAUUAA